AUGUGUUUACAUGGAUGUUGUUCAAAUGAGAAAUGUGUUGCUAUUUUAGAUCAACAUAAAAUAUUAUCACCACUUAGUCGAACAAAUUCAGCUAUAUAUUCUGGUGAUUGUAUAUCAUUAUUAUCAAGUGAUUAUAAUGAGAAUUAUAAAGAUAAUCCAAUUAAAAUUCAUCCAUGUACAAGGAAAAAACCAAUUAAACUACAUCAAAUUAUUUAUUGUCCAAUUGAACAACAAAUAUGGUCAUGUGAAAGUGAACAAGAUUUAUCAUUAUUAAAUACAAGUGAUUAUUUAUUUUAUUCAUUAAAUAAUGAAAAAUGUUUACUGUGCAAUCAAAUAAUUGAUUCAUUACUAAUAAAUCAGUUAGAUAAUGAAUUAUUCAAUGAACAAUUAUUAAUCAGAGUAAAUAAUCCUUAUGAUCAAAUUAAAUAUGAAUGUGAUAAAUGCAUUCAUAGCAAAAAAGAAGACAAUAAUAUUAUCAAUAGUGUUACUACAUGUACAGAUAAGAAUUUAUCUCUUUCAACAAUGAAUAUUUUAAAUGAUAUUGAUAUACCAACAACACUGACAACUGAAUUUCCAUCGAAUAUUUUACAAAUAAACAUUAAUGAUAAGGAUGAUAAUGUGUUAUUAAGUCAAACAUGUGAAGUAAGCGAUGACAAUACACUACUUAAAGAUAAAAAAGUAGUAAAAAAGCAGAAAUUUCUAACAGAAAAGUUAAACUGUUUACCAACAACUCAUCAAUCGAUAACAUUAAAUGCUAAUGGUCAACCUUGUAAUACUUGUUGUACAUCAACAAGUUAUGGUUUAAAAUGGACAGAAAUAGAGAAAGAAAAUGUUUCAUCAGAUUAUUAUAUUAGUGAUUUAGGUGAUAUAUCCUAUGAUGAAUGUCUUAAAAAGCUGGAUAUCAAUCAACCAAAGUCAUCAACUAUAAAAAAAGAUAAAUGUAAGUGUUAUUGUCAAGUUGUUCAUUUAGCGGAUAAAAACUCCACAAAAGAUAGCAUACCAUCAUAUCAUAGACACUUCUUGCCUACAUCAGUUGUGCAACAAAAAACUGUAUUUAUUGUAUCACCGAAUCAAUCACCAUCUGUAUUAUCCUCAUCAUCAAUGGCGGCAUCAUCAACAACAACAUUAUGUACUUCAACUUUACCAGAUUAUUCAGCUAACUGUUUAGAAAAUUCAUAUACAUAUUCAUUAAAUUCAAAUGAAAUAUCAUUGGACAAUUUUACUGAUAAACUACACACAUUACGUCAUCAGGUAGUAAAACAACACCGAUUAAAUAACAAUAUGACAUUGAACAAUUCAUCACAAGUAAAUCUUGAAGUAAGCAAAUCAACAGUAUCUUAUCAGAGUGCAAAAAUAUCUAUUUUAUUAAAUGAUAAAUUAUAUUUUGAAGAGGGGGAGAACAAAUUGUUAUUACUACCACCAGCAUCACUGUCAUCAUCAUUGUCGUCAUCAUUAUCAACAUCAUUUGAAGGUAAAAGUUUAAUUCACUGCAGUGCUGAAAUAAAUCAACCCAUAUGUUAUCCGUUAUUUGAACAAAUUAUACGAAAUUCAACAGUGUUAAUAACUUAUACAAUCUAUAAUAUAGUAAGAUAUAAUCUUGUUUAUAUUUUGCCUCCAAUUUUCAGUGAACCACCAGUUGUUCAUUUAAAUUAUCAACGGAUUCAUUCAAAAGCAUUAAACAGUCAUUAUGUACAAACAUCACCAGUGAAGACACCUUUAUUAUUAAUUAAAAAAUAUCAUCAGAAAUCUCGAAACAGUAAGGUGAAUAGUUUAUUGGAACAAUCCAGUAGUAGUAUAGUUUGUAAGGCUGAUAAUAUCAAAAAGCGUCCUGCUACUACUAGUAAUACUAGUACUGAUAUAACCUCGACUUAUGACACCACAACGACUAGUACUCGUCUGAAGAAUACUUGGGUUAAUACAAUGAACCAGUAUGAAUACAAUAUGAAGUCGAGAUUAUCAGCAGUGACUAAAUCUUAUCAUGGGGAUCAUCAUCAUCAACAAAAUUCUAAAUAUAUUAAUGAAAUACAAACUACGAUUAAUUUAAAAUCAAUUAAACAUAACAAAACACUACAUUAUAAUAAUAAUUUAAUCACACUUUGUCAUCUUGAUAUGAAUGAUAAUAAUGUGAUCAAUAUAAAUCAAUCUCAAUAUCCUAAUUCAUCAAUUAUCCUACCGUGUAUUUAUGUCGAAGUAUCAUUAUAUCGUGAUUUAGAUUAUGUUGCAUCACCGAUCUGCUUAAAUCAUAUGGAAGCACGUUUAAUAUUUACAUUACUUGAAAGGAAACUACGAGAAGCAGUAACUAAUAAUUCUUUAACAGAAAAGUUGAGCGAGAUUAAUACAAGUCUAGUGAAUUCUUCAAAAUUCUUUAAAAAUAAUAAAGGCGAUGAAGAUAGCAAUAUUUCUUCUUUUAAUGAUACUGAUAAUGUAAGUGUAAUAUACACAAGGAAUGAGAAAGGAGCUUUAGAAAAACGAAUUAUAAAAAAUUAUGGUGAUGAUAUAAACAAUCCAAUUGCUUAUUAUAAUCGAUCAAUUAGUACACAAACAUGUUUACAAUUAUUUCAUAAAACUAAGCAUACCAAUAGUACAGAUGUUAAAGUGCUUUCAACUUAUCAAAAAAUAUUCAACGGUUCCUAUCUAUUCACAUCUGGACCAAAACAUGUUAGACCACCGAAACAAUGGUGGGAUCAUAUAAAUAAAGUUAAAGUUCAACCAGAAUUUCGUUGUGUAACAGCAUGGAAAUUAGAACAAUUAGAUUUAAUUGUUGGUGGUUUAAUUAACUAUGAACAUCAUUUACAGUUAAUAGUCAGCUCAAAUAAUGGUAAAAUUGGUAUUGUUUAUGCACAGGCAUUAUCAUUACUUAUGGAUAUAAUACAAAAAGGUAUCGGAUAUUUAUCAAGUCCAGGAUUGAAUUCAAAAUCUUUAAAAUGCAAAUCUGAUGGGCGUGGUAUAUGCUUUAGAAUUUAUUUAAUAUCACCUGAAUUAAUAAAACUUUUAGCCUCAAACAUUGAAGAUAUGUCAUACAUAGUUGGGUUAAACAAUUUGCAAUUAGGUAUAUGUUUAUUAAUAAAGCCAUUCAAUUAUGAGUGCAUUGCAUCAUUGUCUAAUGGAGAUAUAUCUAGGCAUCAUAAUGAUGCUGAAAAAUAUCCUGUCUUAUUGUAUACAAAAUCAAACAUUGAUUCGAUUGAUCAAGACUACCUGGGACAUAUUACUGAAGGUAUCCGACGUUUGCGUAUCUUAUGCGCAGAAUUAAUUAAUUCCUCCAAACUGCUAGGCUGUUAUGAUGUUAUGCCAGUUGAAAGUCUUGAUUACCUAAUCAAUUUAAUGAAUCAAUCAAAUUUGGAGACGGAGAAUAAAGUUUCCUUAACUAAAAAGUAUUUAACUAAAUCAUUAAUUAAUGAAUUAAGUGAAAAGGUGACUGAUUUUCACAGUACUCUAGCUCAUUGUAUACGAAUUAAUGCCUAUUAUCCAACUAUGCCAUAUCCUUAUGCUACUGAUCCACAGGUGUACAAUACUUUUGAAAAACUAUUCAUACCAAUUAUUAUGGAAUAUUAUUCAAUGAAUCAGUUAUAUCAUCCAUUACAGUCAGAUUAUACAUUACCUUGUCAUAAACCAAUAAUAAAUAAUCAUUGUAAAAUUAAAAGUUAUCGUAUACAAUUUACUAGAAAUAUUACUGGAUAUGGAUUUCUACCAAUGUUAUCAUUGAAUGAAUUGAAAACAAUUGAAAAUAUCUGUAAAAAUGUAUUAUUAUCAUGGAAAGAACAAGGCGUAGGCAAAUGGUAUCCACUAGAUGAAUUUCAAGAUAAACAUCCAAGAUUAUAUACAAGUUUAUUAAAAAAGAAUUUAAUUCUAUUAACUAAUGAUCCUAUCAGUCAAAUAACUGGUGUUUAUCGUUAUUGGCCAGAAGGUAGAAGUUUAUAUAUUGCGCCCAAAUCUUCUACAGACAUUGAUUUAAUAGUACAAAUUAACGCUAAAGAACAUUUACGCAUUAUCUGUUGUGAUUGGUCUGGUAAAUAUCCUUAUAAAAUGUAUAAAUGUGCAACACAAUUAAUGCAAUGGUUAGAUUCACACUUAAAUUUUAGUCGACAUGUAAAUUUAGGCUAUUUAAAUCCGUGUCUAUGGGAUAUUGGUUGUGCUAUGCAAAUAAGUGCUAGAAUAAGAUUGACAAAUUUACACAAGAAUAAAAAAGACUUGACAAAAUUAUGUAAUGAAAAUGAAUUGAAUGUACAAAAUGAUAACUGUAUUUCUAUUGCUACUACUGCCACAACUACUUCUAGUGAUAAUAAUAACAGUUAUUAUUAUCAAUGUUCUCGUUUGAUUAAUGACAAGUAUCAAAGAGUUCAUUCUUCUCCUUCACUAAUUUCGUCACUUCCUACUUCAUCAGCGCAUAUUUUACACUUUGAAGCAUGUAAAACACUGGGUAGAAAUGAAUCACAAGUUAUGUGUUCGUUUUUACGAUCAAUUAAUAAAAUUUGUGAAUAUGACAGUAGAUAUUCGGAUCCACUGAAACUACCUAAAAUAAUGAAUGAUAUAUUUUCAAGCAGAUUUAAAGUGAAGUGA
Trichobilharzia szidati is the source of this 4557-nucleotide messenger RNA. NCBI's taxonomy places the organism in Eukaryota, Metazoa, Platyhelminthes, Trematoda, Strigeidida, Schistosomatidae. The record is from the annotation of a GenBank genome assembly.